AUUUUAUCAUUAACACUACCACGAUAAAAAUUAAUAUUUGUUAUCUGUAUGUGGAACUAAUAAGUAUUAAAUAUAAAUAAAAUCUACAUUUAUUAUUGAAGUUGCAACAUGCGAUAUGAUUUGUAGACAAUAUUUUACUACUUACUUAUAUUCGUUACAUUGUAUUGUUAUAAUUUCCUUCACAAUUUCCUUCACUAUUAUUUGACAUUAUUUACAUAAGAUUGUGUGAUGUCAACUAUCGCAUAAUCUUUUUGAUUACUACUCAGUGAUUAAAGUACCUACCUAUAUGCUUUUUUGUCGUACAUUUGUAUACUUAAUGUUCAAGUGAAUAUGGAUGAUCAAAAUCUAAUCGAUCUUGUGGAGAGCAGUGAUGAAGAAACUCCGUCAUUAUCUGACAAAUAUGAAUCAAAAAUAUUGACCGUCGAAGAUAUGCUUUUAGGAAAAGGCAGACAAGAGAAAUCGUUAGGAAAUCUAGCGACCAAGUUUGCAGAACUACUUCGAAACUCUCCAGACGGAGUAAUGCACUUAAACAAGGUAAUAGAUUCACAUUUUUUAUUUUUUCAUUAAUUAAAUAGUAAGAUAUUUACAAUAUUACUAUACAUACUAAAUGCUAAAACUAUUAUAUAUUAAAUAAAUUUUAAAAAAAAUACUGCUUAGGUACUUAUCAAAUUAUUACAAAAACAAAAUACCUAAUUGUUAUUAUUUUUUUUAGUUUUUUAUUAUUAUUAAUAACUUAAUUUAACUAAAAUGAACUAGAAAUCAAAGCUUCUUGUUCUUAAAGCUUAAAAUAUUAUGUCAUUGGAAUGUUAAAUUAAUUUUUAAAGAAAACAUUAAUCUGUAUGUGUAUGUUUUUUUAAAUAAUGUGUUCUUGAAUCGUACAGAAAAAACCAAUUUUAUCUAAGACAGAAAUUUUUUUUCCAGAAAACUGAUUAGGACAAUAGAAGUAAUUAAAAAAUUUCAUAUAACCCUAUUUUAAGUUAUAUAGGUAUUGAACUGUACACAUAACUAGACUUUUAAAGUAACUAUUGCUAACUGAGUUAUCUGAAAGAACCUUACUCUUUAUCUUUAUCUUUACUAAAAAUAAAAAUAAAGCCUACUAUAUUAUGUAAAAUAUUAAAAUAGGUAGUAAAAUUAACAAUUUAAAAUACUCAAAUGUAUUGCAGUUUACAAUCUUAAGAUUUUAUCAUAUGAAACAAUAUUUUUGAAUUCAUUAAUUAUAUCAUCAUAGUUAAUUUGCCAACAAAAAAAAAACGUAGAAGGUGAAUUUUUCAUGAAAAUUUUAAUAAAUGUUUCAAUUAAAAUACCACAGGACAGAAAUGUCGCAAAGAAAAAAAAUAGAUCAUUUAUACUCAUUGUAAAAACACUUGUUUGUUCUUUCUUUAUACUCAAAGUUUUAAAUUAUUAUGUUAAUUUCAAGUUAUCAAUAAUAACCAAUAAAAUAGAGUAUUAAUUAAGAAAUAAAGUAUUACACAAUUAUAUAAUACUUGGUUAUAUAUAUUAUCUAUUAUUCAAUUCAGUUGGCAACAAAUUAUUUAAUUAAGUAUAUUAAAUUUUUAGGCCACUGCUAUGCUUGCCGUUAAACAAAAAAGGCGAAUUUAUGAUAUUACAAAUGUAUUAGAAGGUAUUGGUUUAAUUGAAAAAAAGACAAAAAAUCAAGUUCGAUGGAGGUAAACAAAUUAAUAAAUGUAUUUCAAUUGAUUGUUCAAAAAAAUAUUUAGUGUUAUAAUAUUUUGUUGUUUACCUUUUUAUAAUUUAUUUUUAGGGGAGUUGAAACAAGUGAAGAUGAUAAGACUACAGAAAUAAGAUCAAAACUCCAAGAAGAAAUACUAACUUUAAAAUGGCAAGAAGAAAUACUGGAUAAGCAGUUAGAAGUAAUUUAUUAUAUUAUUUUUAAAAUAAAUACUGAAUAAGGAAUGUACAAUUAGCCUUUUGUUUAAUUUAUUUUGUUUAAUUUUAAAAUGGCAAGAAGAAAUACUGGAUAAGCAGUUAGAAGUAAUUUAUUAUAUUAUUUUUAAAAUAAAUACUAAAUAAGGAAUGUACAAUUAGCCUUUUGUUUAAUUUAUACAGAUCAUCCAUUAGUUCUUUUUAAGUUGAUUAUAUAUAAGCCCAUAUAUUUUCCUCAAUAUUUUCAAGAUAGAUACAGGUAUUUACUAUAUAGAUAUUUUUUUUUUGUUUGUCUAAACACUUGGACAAUAAUUUAGCAGAUAAUAUUUCUUUAAUUUUAAAAUCGUUAAUUCUGUUGACAGAAUUCAAUUUUAUUUUUAUUUUGUUAAACAUUUUAUUUUUACAUGUUAAUUUUCAAGUACAUAAAGUUUCCUACUUUUUCAAAGCAAAAUCUUUCAGCAUGCAAAUUACAUUUCACUGCAAUUCAAAUUAAUAUCAAAACAUAUAAAAAUACUUAUGAUAUUAUAAUCAAUGGAGGAGAAACAAUUAAUUUGUUAACUGUGUUGUUUUGAUUCUAAGUAACUAAGUUUGUUAAAUAAAAUAAAUUAUUUUCAUUUAGUUUUUUUUUUCAGAUUCUUAGUCGUGAUUUUAAAGUGAUUAAAGAAGAAAAGUCUUUUUCUCGGUACAUGUAUUUAUUGAGUAGUGAAAUUUCUACCAAACAAGAAAAACGAUCAGUUUUCACUAUACAACCUAUGGAAGCACUAAGAGGAGCUAACAUUUCCAUACCAAGAACUAAAUUGAAUCGAAAUUAUAGUACUAUUAAAUCAUGUGAUAAUAGUAUGCCCUAUAGAAUAAAUUUCAAUUCUAAAACUGUACCACUUCAUAUGAAUCUUAUUUCAUACAAGGCAUUUGGUCAAUCAGAGGUAUUAUUAAUAUUUAUCUAUUUUAAAUUAUAUUAUUAUUAUCUAUAUAUUGGUUUUUAAAAAAUACCUUUUAUAUUCAUAUUCUUUUUCAUUGAUUACAUUUAAAACUUGUUUGGUACAUAAUUUUCUUGGUCAGAAUUCUGCUUGUUUCUGUAGUUUUUGUUUUUCUAGUUUUUCCUCUAUAUCUUAGUUAAUUCUACUCAGGAUCAUUUUUCCAAAUAAUUUGUUCAUUUGUUAUUUGUGCAUACGUUUUCUUUAGACAUUUUUAAUAUUUCUAGACUUCAAGAGAGUUAAGUUUUUUGUUCUUAAUAAUUUAUUUCAGCUAUUUUUAUACAAUUUAAUUCUAUAUAAUUUUGGUAGAUUCUAAGCGCAGCGAGUGAUCUAAUAGUUUUACAAUGCUGUUUAUUUUUUCUUCUUCUUUGUUCUAGUUUGUGGACACAUUUUUUCCUAGUAAACUUGCUUCGAUUUUUACGUGUAGCAACUUUUCUGAAAGCGCAAGUUGUUUAGAUUGUACUUUAGACAGGUAAUUUUUUGAUUUUCUACAUAAUUUUUUAAAUAAAAGCACUUAUGUGGAAUAAAACAGGAAAACGUGCAAUUUCAUUAUUUUAUAAAGAAACACGUUUUCUACCAGAAAAAUGAUUUAAUCGAAAAAUUACAAGAUACCUUUUUUGUUGCCUUUUUAAUUUACUUUCUUACGAUAUCAUCCCCAAACUUUUGAGCUUUGAUGGAAAUUUAAUUUUUGGGAGAUUUUUUGUUGUAAUUCGGUUAUAAAUACACGUAGAGACAUGCAACAUGAUAAUAAUACUUAUAUUGGAUUUACCUAGACUUGGUAAAAUUCCCAAAAUUAUCAAAUGACUUUUUGUUUUUUUUUAGUAAAAGUUGAAAUCAAAUCGAAACAAAAAAAAUAUGAUACUUCAAAUUAUGUGUUACCGAACUGCACUCGGAAUCGUGUUUCGUCAAACAAUGGUUUAUAAUUGUUUACAGAUAUAACUAAAAUAACUUUAUGUAUCCUACCUUCCCAACUUCUCACCUACAACAGUGGCCUCUCUCAUCCCCAGUAUCAGCUCUUUUUUUCUUUUGAGUUUUUUUUUUUUGUUUGGUUCAAUACUUUUUUAAAAAAAUGCUUUCAUAUUUUUGUUGUGACUUUCAACUAUUAUUUUCAUGUUACUCUUGGUUUGUCUUUUAUAUGAUUGCUUCUUUGUAUUUAAUUUUUAUAUAGAUUUUGGAUUAUAUAAUUUUGUCUUUUGACUUUAAUGCAUAAAAUCUUCAAUGUUUAUCAAGAUUAUAUACUAGCUUACACUUAUUAGUUUAUGAUAAAACUGUUAUUAGUUUACACUGUUUAUAGUAUAUGAUGAUGUAAUUCAUCACUUAUAAUAUUAUUAUUCUGUUACAGAGAAAAAGGCAUUUAUCAGAAGCUAUUAGUAAAUUAAGAAAAGUAUCUCGCAUUAAUUAUUCUGAUAUACAUGCUAGUAUUGUACAGUGUAAGUGUUAUUAUUUAUUAUUAUAUAUUUUUUUUAUUUGUUUUGUAUAUAUUUUAUAUUUGUUACAUUUAUGUACUUUUUAUAAGUUUAUAAAAUUAAUUAUUACAUUUGACUUAGGAAUAAUUUUAUAAUACUAUAAUAGAUUUCACUUAAAGUAGCCCUUGACAGUAGUGUGGCUGGUAGCAUUUUAACUCAGGGGCUCUUAAACAUGUGUCAAACAAUGAUGAUAUUGUUGUUUGACCACCUGUUGUUUUGUAAAGCUUUCUACUGGCCAAUAUUAAGAACCAUUGUUUUUCAGAAAUUGCACUAAUGUCAAGGGCCACUUUUUGUGAAAUUAAUUAUAGUUGUAUGCCUUUUAUUAUAUAGAUUUUUUAUUUGGUUGUCAUGGUAAAUAUUAAUAUUAUAUAUAUAUUAUGUUUUAUUAAAAUUAUUAAAUAGAAUAAUUUAAAUACUUAUUGAAUGCCUGAAUUAUAAAAUAUCAAUGAAAGUGUAUAUUAAAGGAUACAUCUGUAGCUUGUGCAAGAAAAGUCAAUGUCUAAAAAAAAAAAAAUCAUUUUUUUUCUUUUAACAUUAGCACUUCUUGUACCAAGCCACAGAUAUUAUUUUCUUGUUUAAUGUAAUUUAUUUUAUAAUUGUUUUCUUAAUUUUAAUUGUAUUAUAAUUGAAUGUUAAAUAUAGUUGAUAAUUUUGCUAUAAUUUAUUUAAUCAUUUUCAUACUAAAAAUUAUUAUUUUAUUACUUUUAAUAAUUUCAAUUAAUAAAAAUUCUAUUUUAUAGGCUCUGAAGAUUCUGAUGUCGAAGAAAUUAUUGUAUUAAAUAAAGAAGGUAAACAGGUUGAAAAUAAAUUAAGUAAGUUAAAUUAUUUAUAAUAAAUUAAUGGUUUAAUUGGGAAGAAAUACCUUGUCAUUUUAUAAAAUAUACAUAAUCAUUGAUGAUACUGCACUCUCUUGGAAGGGGGGGCAGACAAUAUUUUAAGUAAAUUAUUAAUACUAUUGUGUACAUCAAGAGUAACCUGUAUAAUAAUCUUAAAUUGUGAUAUUUACCGAUUAGUUAUUUCGAUAAUGAUUUGAAGUGGGUUAAAACUCUGAACCAGACUUUUGGCACAUUCAUAUAUGUAAAAUGUAAAUAUGUUAAUGUAUAGGAGCAAUAAUGAAUCCGCAGGAGUAGCUGUUACAUAAUCUGCCCCUCCCCCUGUAUUACCACCUAUGUAUAUAAUAGAGUAUUAGUGACAAUUAAAAAUAAAUAACAGACAAUAAAUUGUAUUUUGAUCAAUACUUACACACUUUACAACUGUCAUUGUUUAUAGUUAAUAACUAUGUUCUAAUAUUAUAAUGAGUUCAAUGUUUAUAUUGUUUCUAAAUAAUAUAAAGAUAUACAGUAUAUAUGUAUUACACUGUGAUUGGAAUUUUAUUUGUAGUUCUUUUUAAAUUGUUUACCUUUGUAGGUAUCUGUUUCUAAAUUUAAAAUUAAUAUUUAAACAACAGCUAACUUUUUUAACUCUGUACCUUUCUACAAAUUUGUUUUUGGGGCAGAAUCAUCAAAAAUUCUAUUUACCUAUCAUGCAUUUAUUUUAUGUUAUACUAUACUAUACAAUUUUUUAUUAUUAUUUGUUUAAUAGAUGGUGAUUUAUUAGAUGAUUAUGGUAAUAAAUCUUGUGCCAAAGGUAUAGUAUUAAUUUAAUAUUAAAUUUUAUGUUGAAAAUAAUCUAAAUAAAUGAAAUACUUCACUUUGUUUCAGUGACCCCACGUUAUGAUCCGUUAUUAAGAUUGAGCCCUCCUCCGUCAAUGAAUACUUUUCCAUGUUUAAUUGACCCUUCUGAAGGAGCAUUUGAGGCUUUUGAUAUUAAGCCAAAGUAAUAAGCAAUAAUGUUUAGUUGACUAUUGUUUACGAAAAUACUGUCUACUUCAGUUCAUUUCAAUAUUUUAAUUGACAUUUUUAUUAAACUAACAAAAUAUUAU
Messenger RNA from Cinara cedri, 6245 nucleotides. NCBI's taxonomy places the organism in Eukaryota, Metazoa, Arthropoda, Insecta, Hemiptera, Aphididae. The record is from the annotation of a GenBank genome assembly.